UGGCAGACAGCAUACCUCUUGGAGGCACAACAAGCCACUCAGGGAUUCUAUUCUCUCCAGGCAGCCUUCAUUGCCCAGGUUUCUGAAGCAGCCAUGGCAACAGUACCCGAACCCACCAACGAAGUGAUGGCUUACUACAGUGAGGAGGAUGACCUGUUAUUUGAGGCUGACGGCCCCAAACAGAUGAAGUGCUGCGUCCAACACCUGGACCUCAGCUCCGUGGGAGAUGGGAGCAUCCAACUGCAAAUCUCCCACCAGCUCUACAACAGGAGCUUCAGGCAGGUAGUGUCGGUCAUCGUGGCCAUGGAGAAGCUGAAGAGGAUUCCCUGCUCACAGGCCUUCCAGGAUGAUGACCUGAGGAGCAUCUUUUCACUCAUCUUUGAAGAAGAGCCUGUCAUCUUUGAAACGUACGCUGAUAAUUUUCUGUGCGACGCGGGUGUGCAGUCGCUGAACUGCAAACUCCAAGACAAAGAGCAAAAAUCCCUGGUGCUGGCUAGCCCAUGUGUGCUGAAGGCUCUCCACCUCCUCGCGCGGGACAUGAACCGAGAAGUGAUUUUCUGCAUGAGCUUCGUGCAAGGAGAUGAAAGUGAUGACAAGAUACCUGUGGCCUUAGGCCUCAAGGAAAAGAAUCUAUACCUGUCUUGUGUGAUGAAAGGCGAUAGGCCCACCCUGCAGCUGGAGGAGGUAGACCCCAAAACUUACCCAAAGUGGAAUAUGGAAAAGCGAUUUGUCUUCAACAAGACAGAGGUCAAGAAUAGAGUUGAAUUUGAGUCUGCCCUGUACCCCAACUGGUACAUCAGCACCUCUCAAGCAGAAGAAAAGCCCAUCUUCCUAGGACGUUCCAAAGGCGGCCAUGAUAUAACUGACUUCACCAUGGAAAUCAUCUCUCCCUAAAGGAAGCUGUACCCAGAGUCCAUAUGGGCUGAAUGACCCCGAGGGCUGGCAGAAGGGGAAUCGAAGAACAUAGCUGCAGCCCAAACUUCACUGUUGUCUAAUCAAUGCCCAACUGCCCUCCGUAUAUUCGUGCUAGGAGAUCUCCUGCCCACCAUCCAGCAGGAAUAACCCCACUCUUCCCCCUGCCCGUCCUCAGACCCCAUCCACUGAGCCAGCCCUCUCUCACCUCUUCCACUCACUCAAAGCCAGCCUGCCAGAAACCAUGGCACACUAGAUUCAAAGAAAUCCUCUGUCCUUUGCACACAGCUUCUGAUGAGCGACCAUUUAACUAUUUAUUUAUUUAUUUAUUGAUGGGUUAAUCUAUUUAAUUUAAUUCAAGGGGGCCAAGAAGCAGCAGAGUCUGUGACAAAUCCUAGUCUUCGAUAUCUAUGGAACCAAUUUCAUUUGGGCUAGUGUGCCAUCUUUGUGUCAAGUCCUUUCACUAAGCCUGAAAACUUUUAAGCUCAGAUCAUUUAAACAGGAAUA
This is a messenger RNA of Eubalaena glacialis (North Atlantic right whale), 1419 nucleotides long. It is a transcript of the gene IL1B, whose product is annotated as interleukin 1 beta. The transcript is spliced from 7 exons. The record is from RefSeq and is a predicted model, not a curated record. The coding region runs from base 94 to 894 and encodes 266 amino acids. Lineage: Eukaryota; Metazoa; Chordata; Mammalia; Artiodactyla; Balaenidae. Gene Ontology annotation, biological process: cellular response to lipopolysaccharide; regulation of nitric-oxide synthase activity; cytokine-mediated signaling pathway. Gene Ontology annotation, molecular function: cytokine activity; interleukin-1 receptor binding.